This is a messenger RNA of Sus scrofa (pig), 2218 nucleotides long. RefSeq names its product S100 calcium binding protein A16 (gene S100A16). Gene Ontology annotation, cellular component: perinuclear region of cytoplasm. Lineage: Eukaryota; Metazoa; Chordata; Mammalia; Artiodactyla; Suidae. The record is from RefSeq and is marked validated. Gene Ontology annotation, molecular function: calcium ion binding; calcium-dependent protein binding.
CAAGACCAGAGGGAGCUCAGUCACUACCUCCCCACCGAGCCAGCCCCGCCAGGCAGGGCUGGGAAGGAGUGGGACCGAUUCUGAGAGAGCCGCGGGGAGGAGUCCUGGCUGGGCUGAGUGUGGGGAGCUGCUUGGCAGUGCCAGAGCCCAGGCCCCAGAGCCUUGCAGGAGAGAAGGUGGACCGAGAAGGCAGGCCCCGCGAGGCGUGAGGCAGGGAGAUGGCAGACAGCUACACGGAGCUGGAGAAGGCGGUCGUCGUCCUGGUGGAAAACUUCUACAAAUAUGUGUCCAAGCACAGCCUGGUCAAGAACAAGAUCAGCAAGAGUAGCUUCCGGAAGAUGCUUCAGAAAGAGCUCAACCAUAUGCUGACGGACACGGGGAACCGAAAGGCUGCUGACAAGCUUAUCCAGAACCUGGAUGCCAAUCAUGAUGGGCGCAUCAGCUUUGAUGAGUACUGGACCUUGAUAGGGGGCAUCACGAGCCCCAUCGCCAACCUCAUCCGCCAGCAGGAACAGCAAAGCAGCAGCUAGAGGACCCCAUCCCCCUGCCCCCACACCGUCCCCAACCCCAAUGCUCUUCCUAGGCUCCCUCCUCAGCCUCCUCUGCCCACCCAGGCCCCUGUCCUCUCUUCUCUCUCUAGACCUACUGACCUUGGCUGAACAGGGGCAGAGCAGGGAUGUCAGGGUCCCUUUGUGAGUUUCUCAGUCUGGGGGUGCCGCCUUGAGGGUCUCAGUCCCUGGAGCCAGCAGGCCCUGGUGCACCUCUGCAACAAUGCUGUCUGGGGCCCCAAGCAUUUUCCCACCUGUUCAGUCCAGCUGCCUUUCUAACCUCAGAUGUUCCUGCCUGAUCCUGGGUACACAGGCUCUCUCUUGACCUUUUGAGGUCAGCCUGCUUCUUCAGGUCUUCCUGCUCUCUGGGGAGCACCAGCAGAGACCUCUCCCCUUUCCCUCGGCUCCUCUGCUGAGUAUGGAGACUUCCUGAAACUGCCCUGCAGCUGCCUCUGGGUCUGGGGACAGCUAAGUGGGGCUGAGUCUCCUCCCUCUUCCUCAGCCACUGAAAUGGGCAAUAAAGGCUGGAUUUGGUGUUUGUGUCCCCCUCACCCAGUCCCUUUGUCAUGUUCAUUAAAACCUUUCCACUUCUGGGCACCUUCUCAUGCCUUGGUGAUCUUUGCCCCGGGCCCAGAGGCAAAGGGGUGGCAAGGGCAAAUUGCCCAAGGAACCCCAAGGGCAGAACAAGAAAGAGGUAGAAGCGGGGUGGGGAAAUGUGCCUGGGCUGUGGGAUGGAAAUCCUGUGAAAUCAGAUUGUUAUGAUCGUUAUACAACUACAGAUGUGAUAAAUUCAUUUGAGUAAUUUAAAAAAUAAAAUAAAUGAAUUAAAAAAAAAAAAAGAAAAGAAAAAAAGAAAGAGGUAGAACACUGGGAUCCCAGCAGGUACUUCAGGCCUGGGCCAGCAACUCCUUCCUCCUCCACUGAGGGGCCAAAGGCCAUAUGUCACCGUCUCCGGGCCUUCAAAGCCCAGACGCAACUCAUAUUCAGCUUCCAGGAGCACAGUGUAUGCUAUUUAGUCUGCACUGCAAUUCCAUGAGAGAGGGGCCGUGACCUUCAGACUCGAGUCAUGAAUAACACUGAGACUCUGAAUUCUCAUUAGCCGGUUAUUCUAAUACACAGAGAAGUUGAUGGGAUAAGAAAGUGGGAUGCAAAGAAAGAGGGAUGUGGGAGGCCGGAGUUGGAACUUGUAGCUGCUGGAGGGGACGAUGCCAGCUUCUCUUGUUUCUCCCUUGCUCUUGCCCUAAGGGAGCCCCUGCCAUGGAAAGACAGCACAGACCCCCAAGGGAAGGCAGAGAAAUAGAUCAGAGAAUCCAGACUGCAGGGCUCCAGAUCAGUGGUUUUCAACCUGGGGCAGCGUACCCCAAGGUUUAAGAUUUUUCAAAAGAUGCACAGGCAUCUUUUUACUGGAAUCCAUUGCAGAUCAUCAACUUUCUAGAAGUGACCUGCCUCAGAACGGGCUUGCAGUCAAGGCCGUGCGCUGGCCUUCUUUUCCGUCUUGCCUUCACUGCAAACUUUGCCCAGUUAAAAAUGAAAAGAGUAUCCUUUACCUGUCCUGGGGAUUAUAAUGCUACCUUGACUGAACGAUGAAGAACCCAUUUACCAUAUAAAUAUCAUAUAUGUAUAUACACACACACAUAUAAAAUGUAUAUAAUAAAAAGUACACAAAAUCA